Apodemus sylvaticus (European woodmouse) is the source of this 3477-nucleotide messenger RNA. RefSeq names its product ORC ubiquitin ligase 1 (gene Obi1). Gene Ontology annotation, molecular function: ubiquitin-protein transferase activity. Gene Ontology annotation, biological process: regulation of DNA replication; protein monoubiquitination. Lineage: Eukaryota; Metazoa; Chordata; Mammalia; Rodentia; Muridae. The record is from RefSeq and is a predicted model, not a curated record. Bases 78 to 2249 code for a protein of 723 amino acids. The transcript is spliced from 6 exons.
CGGCCUCGCGCAUUCCCAGCGUGGCGAAGAGCUGCUGUCGGCGGGACUUCCGUGUUGGCGGGAUUCUGAACGCUGCCAUGGCUCAGACCGUGCAGAACGUUACAUUGUCCCUCACUCUGCCCAUCACGUGCCACAUUUGCUUGGGGAAGGUCCGUCAGCCUGUGGUAUGCACCAACAACCAUGUGUUUUGUUCCAUUUGUAUCGACUUGUGGUUGAAGAAUAACAGCCAGUGUCCAGCCUGCAGAGUCCCUAUCACUCCUGAAAACCCUUGCAAAGAGAUUAUUGGAGGAACAAGUGAGAGCGAGCCUAUGCUGAGCCACACGGUCAGGAAGCACCUUCGGAGGACCAGACUGGAGCUCCUGCAUAAGGAGUAUGAGGAUGAAAUAGAUUGUUUGCAGAAAGAGGUAGAAGAACUUAAAAGUAAAAAUCUCAGCUUGGAAUCACAGAUCAAGACCAUUCUGGAUCCUUUAGCUUUGAUGCAGGGCAGUCAAAAUGAAGACAAACAUCUAAUGGCCGAUAAUCCAAGUAAAAUUGACCCAGAAUCAGUAGUAGAGUGGAAGAAAAAGCUGAGAACAGCUAAUGAAAUAUAUGAAAAAGUAAAAGAUGAUGUGGAUAAGCUAAAGGAGGCAAAUAAAAAAUUGAAGUUGGAAAAUGGUGGCCUGCUCAGGGAGAAUUUACGGCUGAAGGCUGAAGUUGACAACAGAUCUCCUCAAAAGUUCGGGAGGUUUACUGUUGCUGCUCUCCAGUCCAAAGUGGAACAGUAUGAACGUGAAACCAAUCGCCUCAAGAAAGCUCUAGAACGAAGCGAUAAAUAUAUAGAAGAACUAGAAUCUCAAGUAGCACAUCUGAAACACUCCGAGGAGGCAAAGGAAGACAUGGAUGCCCUUGGCCAGAGGGCACCCUCUGCAGAUGGCAAGGGGCCCAACAGCAGCGAUGAGGGUGUACCAUCAAAGAAUCAGAGUGACAGUGCCAGACAGCAGGCUGGCUCAGCCAGUUCUGCUUCUCACCUGGCCACACCUUCCAGCAGCAGACUAGCUGACACCAGUUCCAUCAGGCAGGAGAGCACCAGCAGGACUGAACCAAACUGUCCCCAAAACAAAGACAGAUACCCCAAACCCACAGAGCCCCUCCUGGGUGCGAGAGAGACUCCGAUGGAAACUUAUUUGGAAAGAGAGUGGGGCAGCAAGCCAAGUGACUGUGUACCUUACAAAGAGGAAGAGCUUUAUGGCCUCCCAGCUCCCUGCACAUCCUUGUCCCUCAGCUGCCUGCAGCUGAGCACUCCAGAAAACAGAGAGAACCCUGUGAUCAAAUCAGGGAGUUCUAGAAAGCAUGCAAACCAUCUCAGAAAACUGGUAUUCGAUGAUUUCUGUGAUUCUCCAAAUGCCUGUAACAACAGUUCUUCAGAGGAUGAUAGAAGGGGAAAUGAAAAGAAAUCGGACUGCUUUGCUUCCUCAAAGUCAGGGUUUUGGGAUUGUUGCCCCACGAGCUAUGCCCAGAGCUUGGAGUUUGAUGGCUCAGAGGGGACUACAAUAGCAGACUCUGUUGGGGAAAUACGGUCGAAGUCGAGUGAGAAGUCAGGACCGUGCUUGUCCAAGAGACUGAGCUGUCUCCGCUCCCUGGAGAUGAAUCGCACAAGGACAUCCAGUGAGGCGUCCAUGGAUGCUGCAUAUCUGGACAAAAUCUCCGAGCUAGAUUCCAUGAUGUCCGAGUCUGACAACAGCAAGAGCCCUUGCAAUAACGGUUUUAAGUCCGUGGAGCUGGAGGGGUCCUCAAAGUCACCUCAAGGCAGGGAGUUUCUCGAGGAGCCUGACAAGUUACAAGAAGGAAGUAAGCUGAGUCUUUCCAAAUCUGCACUGGCGACUGACGGGUUAGAGGGUGGGAGUGAGUGGAAACCCAGCUCUUUGUUUCUCCUUUCUCCAUCUGACCAUGAGAUGAGUGAGGAGUUUUCUCUCCACUCCACUUCCCAUUCAGGAACUAGUGAGACCAAAUCCCAAAACUGUCUGUUUCAAACAGAGUUUUCCCAGGGUGUUCUGUUAAGCAGUUCCCAGGGAUUAUUUGAGGACCAGAGGUUUGGAUCGUCUUUAUUUAAGAUGUCCUCAGAGAUGCAGAGCCUCCAUAGCCCACUUCAGUCUCCGUGGUCUGCUGCCUUUGUGCCUGAAAAGAGGAGUAAGAGUGUGAACCAGUCCACCAAGAGAAAGAUACAGAGCAGCCUCUCCAACGCCAGCCCGUCCAAAGCGACCAAAAGCUGACUCACCGAGGAGAUAGCCUUGUAAGGGGUGGGGGUGGGGGGGUUCUCACUGUUACUGUAGUCACCUCUCAAGGUUCUAUACAGUCCUGAACUAAUAAUCUUCGGUCACGAGUCAAGUCAGAACGGUGGGUGUACCUGUCUCCGGGGUACUUCAUCUUGAAGAAACUUUGGUCUGUCACUUUCAGUUGGUCAUCUUUUUAACCAGAGAGCUUAGGGAGAAGAUCUGAUUUGUCUCUAUGUUGUUUGUUCUGCUUUUAAUCAAUGUUCUAUGUAUCUGGCCUGGCUCUAUGUUUUCUCAGAUCUGACUUGGUAGAUAUGGUGGCCUGAUAAGACUCAACUGCCUUCAAAACUUGUGCUUCUUAGAACAUUUGGUAUUCUGUCCUGUUGUAUGCCUCUUUUUAUUUAUGUUUAAUGCUGGCCUAAGUGUUAGCAAGGCCAUGCUGGAGAAAAGGCACUCCGAUCUUAGAGGAUUCACUGACGGUUUUUAGGUUUUAUAUAGAUGUUCCAAUGUGUUACAUUGUGUUCUGUCCAUUUUGUGUGCCUGUGCAUGUCUCUGUGUGUGCGUGUCUGUGUGAGCUAGUAUGAAAGAACACAUUGUAUGAAAAUACUGUUUCAGGUUGUUUAUAUUUGCUUAUCUUUGACCAUGUGUCUGUGUGUGUGUGUGUGUGUCUGUGUCUGUGUGUGUGUGUGUGUGUUUGUGUGUGUGUGUAAAGUAAAUCAUUAUGUAUUGGAAGGCAGGCCCAGGUCAGCUGAAUUUGGAGGAACUUAAACAUCCUAACUUUUUCCCCAGAUGCGUAGGUAGACAGGCAGUCUGUUAGGUCUCUGAUCUGUUGUGUCACAGGGAGCCUUCUGUGUAAUAAAGUUCUUGUCUGCAUGUCUCUGCUCACUGUGGCAACUGUAAGCAUGGGAGCCUUUGCGCUGGCUCCAUUCUCCAACCAGAGAGAAACAACCUCUUAUUGGCUAGUGAAUAUCUAUUAUGUAGGACAUUUUUUAAAUGAAAAGUAACAGGUCUGGGUGGGACGAUGUGAGAGUGAAGCACAACUGUUAGCGUAGCUUUCAAAGUGCAUUAUUUUAAACAUGUUCGGUAUGCCAACAUAGGCUAUAAAGAUGUCUGUAUGCUAAUGACUUGCUUAUCUAAUGUUCACUGAACGUUUUACAUGUAUUGUCUUACCUUAGCACUGCAUGCUUUUUUUAUGUGAAUUAAAUAAAGGAUGCCAUAUGCACUGCUU